UUUUAAGUUAUGUUUGCGUCUAAGUGUUUUCUUGUGGCGAAUAGAUGACAGCGCGCGAGGGUUUACAACUGCUUCACACGCGACAGAGUGGAGCUGCACUUCUAUAGUUUUAUUUUUGUGUCUUUCUAUCUAUUGUGUGUAAAUAUAGUACAGAGUGGUUCUUUCAAACUUUCCCAACACUUUUACUUCCAAUGGAUAUGGCUGUGCUCAUGUGGGACAUCAUUGUUUCUCUAACGUUACUGAUUUCUCCGGAUUUGCUCUCGGCGGAUAAGAGCGGCUUCAGGAGACUGUACGUGCUUCAGACGGGACCGAGCGGUACGGACGGUGUUCACGUGAGCUCCAUUUCAUCGCUCUCGGGAGCGUCGGGACAGCCGCACGCCUACAAUGUGGAGCUCAAAGCCAGCUUCGGCGGCCAGGUCCGGACCCGCAGAAUGGGUCACCAGUCGAACCCGAACCCGAGCAUUCCGAUCCGCCAGGACGCGCAGCCUGGCCGACACACAACCAGCCAUCAUAUGAAAAUGUCAGGAGUGAAUGUCUGUGGGGGGCAGUGCUGUGUUGGUUGGAGCAAGACCCCAGGAUCUCAGCGCUGCACUAAACCUAACUGUACACCGCCAUGCAAGAAUGGAGGGAUGUGCUUGCGGCCCCACAUUUGUGUGUGUAUGCCAGGCUCUAAAGGCAAGUCCUGUGAACAGACUACUCUGCCCCCAUCCUCACAUCCAACUGGACCAUUAAACGGACACACCAAUGGUGGACUUCCAAACGGAGGUCAUACGAAUGGAUACCCCAAUGGUCAUAAUGUAGUUCCCCAGCGUCCUAUUCCUCAGCAGAUCUUCCCGCAAGGCCAAGGUCAAGUGCCGUUACCGUUGCCCGGCACCAAAGUGGGACAUCUGACCCUGUCCAUGAAGCCGUCACCUAACGGACCCAUUCCUUAUCAACAACAAGUACAAAACCCAGUUUCAAUGACGAUGCACCAGAGCAAAACCCAGAAGUUCAUGGUUCAGCAGAAAAACUACCACACUCACACGCAGAUGCACGGAGUCGGACCCACCCUGAACCGGGCCAUCCCGCUUUCAGUGGGACACAAACCAAUAAAUCUAGGGAACCACACAGGCCGGAUCAAGGUGGUCUUCACCCCGACUAUCUGCAAGAUGACCUGCACUAAUGGCCGCUGUCAGAACAGCUGUCAGCAGGGCAACACCACCACUAUCAUCAGUGAAAAUGGGCACGCUACGGACACGCUUACUGCCCCCAACUUCAGAGUCGUUGUUUGCCAUUUGCCCUGCAUGAAUGGAGGAAAAUGCAGUGCUCGGGACAAGUGCCAGUGCCUACCUAACUUUACUGGAAAAUUCUGCCAAAUGGCGAAUCCCAACAGUCACCAGGGACAACAUGCUGUCGUAAACGGACAGAAGACACAUGUCCACUCAACGCACACAUUACCCCUCACCUACGGCACUGGACAAAACCAGGGUUUGGUGAAUGUCCAUGUGAAGCAUCCCCCAGAAGCCUCUGUCCAGAUCCAUCAGGUGUCUCCGGUGGACAGUAAUGGGCAGGUGAAGAACACACACUCCACCCACUCCUUCACCUACCACAGUAGCAGCCAGAGCAUCCAACACGGUCAUACUCACAGCGGCGUCAUUUACCCCAACCAGCAAACAUACCCCCAGUACCAGCCGGUGACAUCCAAGAGCCAGUUGGGACGCUGCUUCCAGGAGACUGCUGGAAUGCAGUGUGGGAAAGCUCUGCCUGGCCUGUCUAAACAAGAUGCCUGUUGUGGGACGGUGGGCACAUCAUGGGGAUUCCACAAAUGCCAAAAAUGCCCCAAGAAAACAUCGAUUCCUUUGAUUGAAUGUCCUCUAGGCUAUAAGAGGCUGAAUGCCACUCGCUGUAUCGAUAUUGAUGAGUGCCAUAUUCAAGGAGUUUGUCCCAAUGGAAACUGCAUAAACACCAUGGGCAGCUACAGGUGUAUCUGCAACCCAGGCUUUGUGCCUGACCCCACCCUGACCACCUGCUUCCCCGAAACACCUGCUCUUCGUGAGGAGAAGGGUGCUUGCUUCCGAUUGGUCAGUUCGGGGAAGCAGUGCUUGCACCCUGUGUCCACUCAGCUGAGUAAACAGUUAUGCUGUUGUAGUGUGGGGAAGGCCUGGGGUCCUCAUUGUGAUCGCUGCCCCCUACCUGGAACAGCUGCGUUUAAAGACAUCUGUCCUGGAGGAAUGGGUUACCAUGUCACCACACCGUACAUUUACAAGCCCAAACCUCCUAAUGGACACAGCCAGACAGACGGUCACGGCCAGAGCAAGCCCACCAUCAGACACCAAGCGCCUGUGGAUCCUCCUGUGCCCUUCCCCACCCUGCAACAGCCUGUGGAAGCUCUCAGCAUCACAGAGAGGCAGCUACCUGAGGUGGUGGAGAAGGUGUCACCACCUGCUCCAGUGGCACUUCCGCCCUCCAUAGAAAGUCAGAACAUCUCCCCAACACAGCUGGCAGAGAUUGACGAGUGUCAAGUGAGUCCUGAUAUCUGUGGUGCAGGAAUCUGUUAUAACACUUUUGACAGCUACAUGUGCAUCUGUGAUGACGGCUAUAGAAUAGACAGUGAGGGCACCACAUGUGUAGAUGUUGACGAGUGUGCAGAGAGCCCAAGUUUGUGUGCUAAUGGUCACUGUCAGAACACUCCAGGUGGAUUCCUGUGUGCGUGUGAGCCUGGCUUCAUGCCUAACGAGAAGGGCAACAGCUGCUCCGAUAUCGAUGAAUGCCAGGAUGGGAGAGUUUGUCCGUCCGGUCUCUGCUAUAACACUCUGGGCUCUUUCAUGUGUUCUCCUUGUCCAGAUGGGUUUGAAGGGAGAAAUGGCCAAUGUGUUGAUAUAAAUGAGUGUUUGGAUGAAAAAGUAUGCGCUCAUGGUCAGUGCUCCAAUCAGGAGGGCUAUUUCAUUUGCACGUGUGAAGAAGGUUUCUCGCUCACACAUGACGGCAAGGCCUGCAUAGACAUUGACGAAUGCCAGGAUGACAGCGUGUGCAUCCAAGGUCACUGUCAGAAUACAGAGGGGUCGUUUAUCUGCAACUGUGAGCCCGGCUUUAUAUUGUCCUCCACAGGAGAUCAAUGUAACGAUGUGGACGAGUGUUUGGAGUUACCUCAGACCUGUGAUAGUGUGGGACAGUGCGUCAAUAUCUUGGGAUCUUACCAGUGCAACUGUCCACUGGGAUAUAGACAAGUUAACGUCACCAGCUGCCACGAUGUUGAUGAGUGUGAGGAUGAGACACAACUGUGCGUCCCCAACGGAAAGUGUUUGAACACAGAGGGUUUGUUUCUGUGUGAGUGUGAUGCCGGCUUUGUGUCCACCAGGGAUCCACCUGGCUGUGAGGAUGUAGAUGAAUGUGUGGAUGGCAGCAGAUGUGUAAAUGGUACCUGUUCAAACACAGAGGGCUCAUAUAUCUGCCAUUGUGAAAUAGGCUACCGCCUGGAGCCGACCAAUCAGACGUGCCAGGAUAUUGAUGAGUGUGCUGACUUGGCGACGUCUAUUUGUGGGGUUUGGGCCUGUCACAACACACCGGGCUCUUACCGAUGUGAGGUGCCCUGUCCACCUGGCCUUUCCCGAGGCGAACACAGCGUCUGCAUUGAUGUGGAUGAGUGUUCUCUGAAUGAGAAUACCUGUGGAAGUCAUGGUGUUUGUCAGAAUACAAUAGGCUCCUUCAGCUGCCAGUGCGACCCGGGAUUCAAGGACUCUCAAGAUGGGCAGGGCUGUGUGGAUGUGAACGAGUGUGAGCUGCUUGGUAAUGUGUGUGGUGAGGUCACCUGUGAGAAUCGUGAAGGCACCUUCUUGUGUUUGUGUCCUGACGAGAUGCAAGAAUUUGAUCCCAUGUCGGCCAAAUGCUCCUCUACACCACCAGUCACACCUGUGGAGAGGAAAGAGUGUUACUUCAACUUGAAUGAUGAGAACCUGUGUGAUAAGGUGCUGGCCAGCAGCAUGACUAAAGAGGAGUGCUGCUGUACGCUAGGAGCUGGCUGGGGGGACAACUGUGAGGUCCAUCCCUGCCCCAUACCAGGAACAGAUCAGUUCUCACAGAUGUGUCCAGCAGGCCGGGGUUACAUUCCUCCUGGAGAUCCUAUGAUUCCUACAACCAGCUUAGCAGAAAGCUUCAAAGACACAGAUGAAUGCAAACUUUUUGAAAAUGAGAUCUGCAAAGAUGGCUUUUGUCUCAAUACCCCUGGUGGGUAUGAGUGUUACUGCAAGGCCGGACUCUACUAUGAUGAGAGCAAACUGCAGUGUGUUGACACUGAUGAAUGUGUGGAUGAAUCGAACUGUAUAGAUGGUAAAUGUAUGAACACAUAUGGGUCAUAUCAGUGUUUCUGCACUCCGCCCCUGGUUCUCACACCUGACAGCGCACGCUGCAUUUUGCCCACCAUGGCAGGGCAAAGAGAAACUGAUGUGUACUCGGGUAUUUGCUGGGAGACUGUGACGGAAAGGCUGACCUGCACAAAGCCCAUUGCCAACCUACAGACCACAUUCACAGAGUGCUGCUGUUUACACGGAGAUGCCUGGGGCAUGGAUUGUGCUCUCUGCCCCCAGAAAAAUACAGAUGCCUAUGCCACUAUGUGUAAUAUUCGUCAGUUUGGUGGUCCCCGUCAGCCGUAUGGUCAGGAUGCUUUGGUCGCUGGCCCAGCUAUUGAAUACGGCCCUGAAUACGACUCUCGAUCUCUGAACCCUGACGGCACGCUGCCCCUCUAUGAAGAUUACGAAGAACCAAGAAAUCCAUAUGAUGCAUUUGAAGGACUGCGAGCAGAGGAAUGCGGUGUGCUGAACGGAUGUGAGAAUGGACGGUGUGUGCGGGUGCAGGAAGGAUACACCUGCGACUGCUUCGAUGGUUACACACUCAACAUGUCCCGCAUGGCCUGCGUGGAUAUCAAUGAAUGCUCAGAGCUGAAUACAAAGAUGUCUCUUUGCAAGAACGGCAAGUGCAUCAACACGGAAGGCUCAUAUAAGUGUGUGUGUCUGGCAGGGUUUGUCCACUCCGCCCAGCACAACUACUGUGUGCCCCAAAGACAGAAUGUAACCAGCACGAGCACGAAGUGACCAGCAGGGGGCACAAGAUACACUAAAACCACUCUUAUUUAAUCAAGGCCCAUAUACUCUGCACUGUAUAGAACAAACACCCAAAAACGAACCUAGAAAAAAAAUCCUACUUGAGAUGAAGAGUUUAAUGUGCUAUCUUAUGGUGUCUAUGAGAUAACUGUAUAAAAUAUUUGUUUUAUUGAUCUAUGUAAGUUUAUUAUUUUUACUGUAUUAUGAAGUAGAAAGACUUUUUUGGUGUGAACAUAGCAGAGGUGAUAUUUCAGCAAACUGACAAACCCUAUGACCUUAAGCUGGGGGACUGCUUUAUUUUACCCAGUCAGAGACAUCGAGCGUGUGGAUAAUUUACUAAUGCAAAAGCCAGACUCUCUCCUUAUUUUUAUUUUAGUCCCUUCUUUCAUUCUGUUUCAAAUUCAUUUAUUGGCUGAUUUUUCUUUAUCUCUCUCUUUACUUUUCUAUUCAUAUUUCACAUUUUUUCUUAAGGUCUUAGUGAGGCAGACCACAUUACAAACACACCAACCUGCAAUACAUAGAUUCAUAGGAAACAUACACAGCACAAAAUGUUUUCAGUGUCAAGUCUUUAAAAUAAGCUUUUUAUAUGAGCUGCUUUGUAUUAAUGACAGACACCAGCUACUUCUCUGUGUCUGGGACAUUAGUCCACUGCGGAUGUCUGCCCUGUGGAGCAGGCAUGACCUU
Messenger RNA from Sinocyclocheilus grahami, 5759 nucleotides. Its product is annotated as latent-transforming growth factor beta-binding protein 1-like. Gene Ontology annotation, molecular function: calcium ion binding. The transcript has 32 exons. The record is from RefSeq and is a predicted model, not a curated record. NCBI's taxonomy places the organism in Eukaryota, Metazoa, Chordata, Actinopteri, Cypriniformes, Cyprinidae. The coding region runs from base 192 to 5066 and encodes 1624 amino acids.